Didymodactylos carnosus is the source of this 615-nucleotide messenger RNA. Lineage: Eukaryota; Metazoa; Rotifera; Eurotatoria; Philodinida; Philodinidae. The record is from the annotation of a GenBank genome assembly.
AUGGCGUAUUAUCAACGAUACAACGAUUACUCAUUAAACGUUGACAAUCCAAAUAUAACAACAAAUUAUCAUUCAUCGUGUCCAUCUUGGUUUUCAAAUGAUCAAGGGUGGCGAAUAAUCGAAAAUGAGCGAUCUUCACCACCAUUAUCAUCUACAUCUCCGAUGACAUAUCAGGAUAUACAUGAUAAUCCAAACAAUCCCGCUUAUCGUUUACAUUCCGAUUUAACUUGUAAUACAGCCUAUUUCAUUCCCUAUUCUACUGACAAUGUAUCAACUCUAUCUCAUUUGAAUCGAACAUUAUCAACCGAUUAUGCUCUAAGUAGUUCGGAUUCAUCCGCAUCAACAAUUACUACAAUGCGCACUAGUACAAUGAGUUCAAAACGAAAACGUAAACGAAUAUUAAAUGGUGUUCAACGACAAGAAGCCACACAACGUGAGAAACGAAGAAUGUUCAAAUUAAAUAAAGCAUUUGAAGAUCUUCGAAAAGUAUUACCCGUAAGUGAAUUUGCACGUAGUAAAUUCUCUCGUGCAGAAACAUUAAAAUCUGCAAUUGAUUAUAUUAAUCUGAUGACAGACAUGCUACAAACAAAUUCAAUAGAAGGAGACCAUCUAUAA